GUUGCGCUGCUUUUUUUUUCUUCUACAUCUACAUUUAUAUGUCUAGAGAAGUCACAUAUGAUAUGUAGUUCAAAGCUUGGUGAUAAAAAAAAAUGGAGAAGAGCAAGUCAUUCCCUCAAUACUCAUCGUCUUUCGACUGCGAUUUCGGGACGAAUCCGUAUAGCUUUAACGGGCCAUAUGAAAAGGGGAAUGGAUUUGCCACAUCAAGUGAUCCUGAGCUUAAGAGGAAGAAGAGGAUUGCGUCUUAUAAUGUUUUCACCAUGGAAGGUAAGCUGAAAUCAAGUGUCAGGAACAGCUUCAAGUGGAUCAAGAGCAAGUUCAUGAGUACUGAUGAUGUUCGUUAUGGUGUGUGAUUUCUUUUCUUUUCUUUUCUUUGCUUAAGCAAGUUUGAUCAGCUUUGUGUGGAACUACAUAUGCUGUGUAACUAAUGAAGGGAGCUGUGUAUGAUCUACUACAACUGGAUUUCCAUGAACAAGAAGAACCAUAAUUGAAUAAUGUAAUAGAGGCAUGUUCAUGAGCACUUGUUGUCUAAUAGAGGCAUGUUCCUAACAACUUGCAUAAGGUAUAAGGUUCGAUUUCCAUUGCUGCAAGACACUGAUAUUUUCAUCCCAUAAA
Tripterygium wilfordii is the source of this 615-nucleotide messenger RNA. RefSeq lists its product as uncharacterized. NCBI's taxonomy places the organism in Eukaryota, Viridiplantae, Streptophyta, Magnoliopsida, Celastrales, Celastraceae. The record is from RefSeq and is a predicted model, not a curated record. The coding region runs from base 93 to 353 and encodes 86 amino acids. The transcript has a single exon.